Messenger RNA from Sceloporus undulatus (fence lizard), 3259 nucleotides. Its product is annotated as sodium/hydrogen exchanger 10-like. The record is from RefSeq and is a predicted model, not a curated record. The coding region runs from base 164 to 3259 and encodes 1031 amino acids. Gene Ontology annotation, molecular function: sodium:proton antiporter activity; monoatomic ion channel activity. Gene Ontology annotation, biological process: proton transmembrane transport. Lineage: Eukaryota; Metazoa; Chordata; Lepidosauria; Squamata; Phrynosomatidae. The transcript is spliced from 22 exons. Gene Ontology annotation, cellular component: membrane.
GCAAAACCCGACCCUCUCUUUCCCGCCUUUUUUAACGGCUAUAUGUUUGAAAAGCAUUGAGGCCGCGUCGCCUCAGCGCUUCGUGUAUGGAGCUUACUCUCGCUCCUUUCCGCCCCUUUUUCUUCUUAAAUUGUGGGAGAAAGGAGGGGGAAACCCAGUCACGAUGAGCAGCUCCUCUUUCAGCAACCUGAGCUUCCCCUCCUUGGGCUUCACCCCUCGAGGCGACCCCAUUUCAGUGCGGGGCUAUCCGCCCGAUGAAGGCUACCAGCCCGAUGAAGGCUACCAGCCCGAUACCUCCGGCUUCCACAUCAUCCGCAGGAACCGGCCCAUCACUGUGCUGCUGGUUUUUCUCAGCUGCGCCGUGGCAGCUCUGCUACGAACUGUUUUGAGAGAAACAAAAGUUCCUAUUCUUGUGAUUAUAUUUUUCAUGGGACUCACGAUUGGAAUAGUAGGCCAUUUUUCAUACCAGAUACCCUUUGUGAAGAACAUUGCAGAGAUAGACCCUGUACUUUUUCUUCAUUUGUUUACACCAAUAAUAAUAUUUACAGCUGCAUUUGAGAUGGAUUUUUAUAUAUUUCGAAAAUCAUUUUGGCAGGUGUUAGUUCUUGCAGUUCCUGGAUUUCUAAUGAACUGUGCUUUCCUUGGAUGGUUAACUUAUAAAAUUAAUAAGUACAACUGGUCCUGGGAUGACAGCAUGUUGUUUGGAAUAAUUCUUAGUACAACAGACCCUGUCCUCUCUGUGGCUUCUGUCAGAAACAUUGGCCUUUCAAAAAUAGUUAUUAACUUAAUUAAAGGCGAGUCUUUGUUUAAUGAUGCUACCACAAUGAUUAUAUUUGAGUUAUACAAGGAACUUAUAAGUGAUAGCCAUCACGAAAUACUCAAAGAGAUUUUUAUAAAAUUGAUUUUGAAAUUUUUUGCAAGUGCUAUAUUUGGAUUUCUGAGUUCAAAAUUAGUUAUUUAUUGGCUGGCACAUAUUUUCAAUGAUGGAAUAAUUGAAGUAGUUCUGAGCUUCUCCAUGGCAUACGUAAUUUUCUUCUUGGCUGAAUGGUUUGGAAUGUCUGGAGUUAUUGCUCUUUGUAUGUUGGGUCUUCUUUUAGAUUCUGUAAGCUUUAGUCCAGGAAUGGCUAUGUUUCUUUAUAAAUUCUGGUCAAUGCUGACAUUUUUGGCUCAUAUUAUGAUCUACCUUAUAAUGGGAAUUGUGAUUGCUCAAAAAACAUUUCCAUAUAUCAAUCCUCGUGCCUUUUUUUAUAUUAUAACAGUCUACCUUUCACUGAAUCUUGUACGAGCUUUAGUUAUUUUGACUUUGAGCCCUUUUUUGAGUCGUCUUGGCUAUGGAUUUAAUUGGCGUUGGGGUGCUGUUGUCAUCUGGAGUGGAAUGAGGGGUACUUUCACUUUGAACAUGGCUCUGGAAAUUGGCCAAGCACGAAGUGCAACUUCAACUGAGCUUCAGAUUAAGACCAUGAUAUUACUUCAUUCUGGAACAGCAUCUUUAUUAACCUUGAUAAUUAAUGCUACAACGGUGAGAAAACUUGUUAUGACAUUAGGCCUUUGUAAUAUUACUCUUCCAAAGCGCAUGGCCAUGUAUAAUGCUGUUCAGCGUAUCAGACAAAUGGAGGCCAAUGCCUUUUCAAUGUUGAAGCUUGACAGAUUUUUGGCUGAUGCAAAUUGGACAAUGGCUGAAGAGGCAAUUACGAUUGAUUCCCCUUAUAAACUACAGUCAGAAGAAAUGCAGCAAUUGACAAAAUCACUGAAAUGUCCAGAAUGUGCAGCUGAUAUUACAUUUGAAAGAAGCCCCCAACAAAUUGCAGACAUAAUGGAAGAAGCUAGAUUGCGCCUGUUAACUGCACAAAUAGCCAGUUAUCAGAAGCAGUACAACAACGGGAUGCUGAACCAAGAUGCUGCCCAAACAUUAAUAGGUGCUGCUGAAAGCUAUGUUGAUAUUGAAGGAAAGUUUAUGAAUAUUCAUGAAGUAAAGACAUAUUGGGAAAGCAAAGGACCGCUGGUGACAAUGAAGAAAUGGCUGUCUGACUGGGUUUACAAUGUGAAAGAGGAAACAACAAAGCCACCAAAAAACAAGUUUCUAAGGUUAUGUCACCAAAUAGUGUUUAUGGAGGAAUUUGAAUAUAUAAGUACCAUGAUAACUUAUUUGAACAGUGUUCCUAUUGUUCUUACCUUAAUAAGAAGUGUGAAUGCAGCAUAUCUUCCACAACUAAAAGCGUGCAACUAUUACUUUCUGUGUCUGUACAUAAUAGAAGCCAUCUUGAAGGCUUUUGCAAUGGGGAGGACCUACAUCUAUUACCAUUGGAAUCAGUUUGAUCUUAUAAUAAUAGUUCUGGGAAUUAUAGAUGUCAUGAUUAUUAAUCUCUUUAAAAAUAUGACACCAUCAUACCCUAUGAUUAACACAAUCAGGAUGUUUCGGUUUGGUCGUCUUGUAAGAGUUUUCCGGCUCUUGAAGCUUGUGAUACCCAAACUGAUUUUCGUAUUGGAUAAACAAAUAAACAAGCAGCUCACUUUCCGAUAUGAUAUUGCCAAAGGAUAUGUUCAAGGUGAAGAAGAUAUUAAAUGUUUAAUUGAACAGAUUGCUGGUCAUGAGAAGGUUUACACAGAAAUAACUAAAAUAUUGGAAAGAAACAAACAAGAGGCUAUGAAGGAGUUAGGGUUAAUGCAGCGUGAUUAUCCAGAGAUAGUUACUGCUGUGAAAACCAAACAAGCAGUUCAAACAGUGCUGAACACAGCUUCAGAAACCCUUAGGUUUAUGAGAUCAGGAGGUAUUGUUGAUAAAAAUGAAGGUGAUGAUCUACAAAAGAUGAUCCUAGUAAAAAAAAAACAGCUUGCAAAACUUCCACCUACAAUUGCACCACCUACUGCCCAGGAACUUCUGCAUAAUGUUAUGUGGUUACAGGAUAACAGAAACCAGAUUGAAUUUAUUCAGAGAAAAGCAAAAAUUCUUUAUUAUGACUAUGGAGAUAUCAUAUGUGAUGAAGGCGAAUUACCCCAAGGAAUCCAUUUAAUUGUUUCAGGAAUGGUUAAGCUUUCUGGUUCUUCUGCUCCUCGUUAUGGAGUCGAUAAAGAGGUUACGAAAGAAGAUGUUAACAAAGAAGUCCAUGAACAUCCUGCUGUAACUUCCUAUACAGACUACUUGGUCACUGGUGCUAUAAUAGGAGAGCUCAACUGCCUAACUAAACAAGAAAUGGAAUAUGGGAUCUCUUGUGAAACUGCUGUGCAGGUUGAAGAAUUCUGCUUUUCACAUAUUUAUUGA